This is a messenger RNA of Rosa rugosa (rugosa rose), 948 nucleotides long. RefSeq lists its product as uncharacterized. Bases 435 to 752 code for a protein of 105 amino acids. The record is from RefSeq and is a predicted model, not a curated record. Lineage: Eukaryota; Viridiplantae; Streptophyta; Magnoliopsida; Rosales; Rosaceae. The transcript is spliced from 4 exons.
UUCACUACUCGCAGCGGGUGUCUCCUGUUCUUAUCGGUUAAAGAAGAAACUUGAACCUCUACAGUUUAAUUGAAAGAGUCAUAUAUGGAGAAACGAUUGAGACUACUUCGAGUCAAGGUAAACCAUUCUUGGCAUAUUCUUGUGAUUUUGAAGUUGGGUUGUCAAUCUAAACCUAACUGCCAUGUUGUAAAUUGAAUGGUUGAGUUUGGAGGAAAACGCAGAAAUACGAAGGGAAUGGGACCCAGAAGCUUGAGGAUGAAGAGAAGUGGGAACCUAUAUUUUUAGGCUCUGCUCGUGGAUUAUUAAUGAAGAUUUCACAUGAAAGGUUGUUGCAGGUUGUUACAUACUCCAAAACCCAAAUUGGGUUUUAGACAGAAAACUGAAUAUAAAAGUUUCUAGGUAUAUCUUGAGUCAUUGAUUACCAGAUUUUCACCAUGGGGGGAGCUUGUUCUAGGAAGAGAAACCAUCGAGAUGAUGAAGAUAAUUUUCCUAGAGGGAUUUCCAGAAGAUAUUCAAAAAGUGGGAGUUCAAAGUGCUUGGCAACCUCCUUCUCUCGACCUGCUAUAGAUAUUCAACAUGAAAAAGGGCAAUGCCCAUCCCUCAUGGACUUCUACGUACGGCAAAUAUGUGAGCGUGCAAGUGCCAAGGAACUGCUAAAGCACUGCUUUAUUAGGACUGCUAGGAAGAGUCCAAGACUUGAGAGAAUAAGGAUUUUUGGGUGUGAGAACUCUAGCUGGAGAACAAGAGGAUGAUGGACAGUUCUAUUAGAGAAACAGAGAGGACAAGCCUUUUGAGGGCAUGAGAAGAAACUGGUUUGAGGUUAAGAAAAGUGCUAAGCAAGGGCAGAAGGAAGUGGACUAGUACAAUAUGUUUCUGGCCUUGAUGUUUUUGGGCUUUAUGUUUAGGUAGGGUUAUUAUGUUAAUGUUGGGGUGAUAAUGGAAUGAAUU